Molecule: messenger RNA, 2057 nt
Organism: Euleptes europaea (tarantolino)
Lineage: Eukaryota; Metazoa; Chordata; Lepidosauria; Squamata; Sphaerodactylidae
Gene: DRD1
Product: dopamine receptor D1
Exons: 1
Coding region: 509-1867 (452 amino acids)
Biological process (GO): adenylate cyclase-activating adrenergic receptor signaling pathway; vasodilation; G protein-coupled dopamine receptor signaling pathway
Cellular component (GO): plasma membrane
Molecular function (GO): G protein-coupled receptor activity; dopamine neurotransmitter receptor activity, coupled via Gs
Source: RefSeq, a predicted model, not a curated record
GUCCUGCCAAUUAGAGGGAUGGGAAAUUAAAUUAGAGACAAAAGUACCUAAUGUGUUCCGCUUCGAUAGAUCCGAAGGGCUAGUUAAAUGGACACUGGACAAGCUGAAUCAAUAGCCUAUUUAAGUGGGAAUACAUGAAUGCUGCAAAGUGAUUGUGCCCCUGGUCCGCUGAGUUUAUUCAUAACGGGAUUCUCUGAGGACUUUCCAGCUGGCCUAUUCCUGUUAGAAUAUUCUAUUUUAGGCUGAAAUUCAGCAGGGCUUGCUGAGAAAACAUGACUGCGAUAGUCAGUUCUAGCUACUUGCCACAAAGUGGCUGAGUUUUCCUAAUAAGAUUCCUAAGGAUGAUGGGAUCCCUCCCAAGGGCGAAGAGACUAUAACUCAACCCUCAGGAGGUCUGCCUGGUGGUGAGUAAUUAAUGGACACCUGAUGUCUCUUUGGUGAGCUCUGCAAGGACAAGAGCUGAUGUCAUCACAAAACCCCGUGGUAUGAUAUUGCCUCAGGAGAAAAUAUGACUUGGAACAACACCACUAUGGAUGGGGCAGGGUUGCUUGUGAAAAGGGAUUCCUGCUUCCGAAUCCUCACCGGCUGCUUUCUCUCCUUGCUCAUCCUCUCCACGCUCCUAGGGAACACCUUGGUUUGUGCAGCUGUGAUUAGGUUUCGCCAUCUGAGGUCCAAAGUGACCAACUUCUUUGUGAUCUCCUUGGCAGUCUCUGACCUUUUAGUAGCAGUUCUGGUCAUGCCCUGGAAAGCUGUGGCAGAGAUAGCUGGUUUCUGGCCUUUUGGAUCAUUCUGUAACAUCUGGGUAGCGUUUGAUAUCAUGUGCUCUACGGCCUCCAUCUUGAACCUGUGCGUCAUUAGUGUGGACAGAUACUGGGCCAUCUCCAGUCCAUUUAGGUACGAGAGGAAAAUGACCCCCAAGGCAGCGUUCAUCAUGAUCAGCGUGGCCUGGACCUUGUCUGUGUUGAUCUCCUUCAUUCCGGUGCAACUGAACUGGCACAAGGCUAAGACCGCAGGCUUUUUAGGCUUCAAUGCUAGCUUCCAAGGUGUAGCCAUGGACAACUGUGACUCCAGCUUAAACAGGAUGUAUGCUAUCUCUUCCUCUCUCAUUAGCUUUUACAUCCCAGUGGCCAUCAUGAUAGUCACCUACACAAGGAUAUACAGGAUUGCUCAGAAACAAAUAAGACGCAUUUCAGCCUUGGAAAGAGCUGCAGUGCAUGCGAAGAACUGCCAAACUACCACUGGCAAUGGAAACAGCAUGGAUAGCCAGCAGCCAGAAAGCUCCUUCAAAAUGUCCUUCAAGAGAGAAACUAAAGUCUUAAAGACGUUGUCCGUGAUAAUGGGGGUGUUUGUAUGCUGCUGGUUACCCUUUUUCAUACUGAACUGCAUGGUCCCUUUCUGUGAGUCUGGUUUACCAUCCAGGGGAGCAGAGCCUUUUUGUAUUAGUUCAACCACUUUUGACGUUUUCGUUUGGUUUGGAUGGGCCAAUUCUUCACUGAACCCCAUCAUUUAUGCCUUUAAUGCAGAUUUCCGCAAGGCAUUUUCGACCCUCUUGGGAUGCUACAGACUCUGUCCUGCUUCCAGUAAUGCUAUAGAGACAGUUAGUAUCAACAACAAUGGGGGCGUAGCCUUUUCCAGUCAGCUUGAGCCCAGAGGAUCCAGCCCCAAAGAUUGUAAUUUGGUUUAUCUGAUCCCUCAUGCUGUUAUAUGCCCAGAAGAUGAUGACAUUAUGAGAAAAGAAGAGGAGGGGGAACUGUGUAAAGCUCUGGAGAAAAUGUCUCCAGCCCUAUCAGGUAUCUUGGAUUUUGAGGCUGAUGUUUCUUUGGAAAAGAUCAAUCCCAUCACACAAAAUGGUCAACAUAAAACCUGAGGGGGUAAAGCUAGCCGGUAAAAUUGUAAUAGCAUACGAAAGAUACUCAAGGUGUUUUACUUAAGAAAGUAUGUUAUUGUAAGAGAUAAAGCCAUCACAUAAAAGCCCAGUGCUCAAAUUAACUGCUGUUUCAUAGAAACAUAAAAUUUAAAACAAAGACUUCCAAUUUACAUAACAUUGUAUUUCCAAA